This is a messenger RNA of Microthlaspi erraticum, 2208 nucleotides long. Lineage: Eukaryota; Viridiplantae; Streptophyta; Magnoliopsida; Brassicales; Brassicaceae. The record is from the annotation of a GenBank genome assembly.
AUGGGGAAAUUACGAUUAGCUUCCUCCUGUCUCCUUUCCUGUCUCUUUCUCUUGUUCUUGAGUUCAGUUUCAGCAACCACAGAUGAUCUUCAAGAUAAACAGGUGUAUAUUGUCUACAUGGGUUCACUUCCUUCACGAGCGGACUACACACCAAUGUCCAAUCACAUUAGUAUUCUUCAAGAGAUCACUGGAGAAAGUUCGAUCGAAGGUCGUUUGGUGAGAAGUUACAAGAGGAGUUUCAACGGUUUUGCUGCCCGGCUCACUGAGUCAGAACGAGAACGAGUAGCCGAAAUGGAGGGAGUCGUGUCUGUGUUCCCAAACAAGAAUUUCCAACUCCAAACGACGACGUCUUGGAACUUCAUGGGUUUAAAGGAAGGAAAGAGGACCAAGAGGAACCCAACCGUGGAGAGUGAUAUCAUUAUCGGAGUCAUCGACAGUGGGAUCACGCCGGAAUCUCAGAGCUUUUCCGACACUGGCUUUGGUCCUCCUCCGAAGACAUGGAAAGGUGUUUGCUCCGGCGGCCAAAACUUCACAUGCAACAACAAGUUGAUUGGGGCACGAGACUACACAAGCGAAGGUACUAGGGACACUCAAGGCCACGGUACACACACGGCGUCAACAGCAGCUGGAAACGCAGUCGCGGACACAAGCUUCUUUGGAAUCGGCAAUGGAACUGUAAGAGGAGGCGUUCCGGCAUCUAGAAUCGCCGCUUACAAAGUCUGCACCGAGUCAGGGUGUACUUCGGAUGCUCUACUGUCUGCGUUCGAUGACGCGGUUGCUGACGGUGUAGACCUUAUCACUAUCUCUAUCGGAGGUAAAACCGCGCAAAUGUUUCAACACGACCCUAUCGCGAUCGGUGCUUUUCACGCUAUGGCCAAAGGGAUUCUCACUGUUGUUUCGGCUGGUAAUAGCGGUCCGAUAGAUAGCUCAGUCUCGGCUGUAGCGCCAUGGGUAUUAACCGUUGCAGCCAGUACCACGAACCGUGGUUUUUUCACCAAAGUUGUUCUUGGAAACAACAAGACACUUGUCGGGAAGUCAGUGAAUGCUUUCGAUUUGAAGGGAAAGAUGUACCCUCUAGUUUACGGAAAAUCUGCUGCUUCGUCUGUUUGCGAUGCCGAAACGGCAGGGCUUUGCGAGCCAGAGUGUCUAGAUAAAUCUCGUGUGAAGGGAAAGAUCUUAGUGUGUGGUAGUCCGAAAAUUUUAAAAAUAGCUAAUUCAACUGGAGCUAUUGCAAUCAUUUUUCAAAACCCUAAACCAGACGUAGCCUUCAUUCACCCUGCACCUGCCUCUGGUUUAUCUGAAAAAGACUUUGAAUCUCUAGUCUCUUACAUUGAGUCCGCAGAUUCUCCACAAGCAGCUGUUCUAAAAACUGAAUCAAUUUUCAAUCAGACAUCUCCUGUUAUUGGUUCCUUCUCUUCUCGCGGUCCGAACACCAUCGCUGUUGAUAUUCUUAAGCCGGAUGUAACUGCACCAGGGGUGGAGAUUCUCGCUGCAUAUUCACCUUUGGGUUCACCGUCUGUAAAUGACCCUAGACAUGUGAACUACUCUGUUCUCUCAGGAACUUCCAUGUCUUGUCCGCACGCUGCAGGAGUCGCUGCGUAUGUCAAAACGUUUUACCCUAAAUGGUCUCCUUCCAUGAUUCAAUCCGCCAUCAUGACAACCGCUUGGCCGGUAAAUGCUACUGGAACUGGCAUCGCAUCGACCGAGUUUGCGUAUGGAUCUGGACAUGUCGACCCAAUAGCCGCUCUAAAUCCUGGACUUGUCUAUGAACUGAACAAAACAGACCACAUAGCCUUCCUCUGCGGCAUGAACUUCACUUCUUCUUCUCUUCAGGUCAUUUCCGGUGAAAAAGUCACGUGCUCCAACGCAAACAAAAUCUUACCAAGAAACCUCAACUAUCCUUCGAUGUCGGCUCAAUUGUCGCCAACAAAUAGCAGCUCCUUCACCGUCACUUUCAACAGAACCGUCACCAAUGUAGGCACACCAAACUCUACAUACAAGUCCAAGGUAGUCGAGGGUCACGGAACUAAGCUCAGCGUCAAUGUCACGCCUAGUGUUCUGUCUUUUGAGACCGUGAACGAGAAGAAAUCUUUCACGGUGACUGUUACAGCCAGCGAGCUCGACUUAAACUUGCCUUCGUCAGUGAAUCUAAUCUGGUCUGACGGUACUCAUAACGUGAGAAGUCCCAUUGUUGUCUGGCCUAAAUGA